Molecule: messenger RNA, 949 nt
Organism: Paramecium pentaurelia
Lineage: Eukaryota; Ciliophora; Oligohymenophorea; Peniculida; Parameciidae
Source: the annotation of a GenBank genome assembly
AGAAAAAUGGAUUACAAUGAUUAAAGCGUUGGGGUAUGCUAUUGUUGCAUGUUCUUUACUUACAAACAUUAUAUUUAUUUGAUGAUGACAACCAAUGCCAUUUAGGGGUUUAUUUUAAUAGCAAUAGGAAUAUUUGGACUUUUAGAACAAUUUGAAUUACUUGUAUUUUAAAGACCAAUAGCUCUGAGCUUAUUAAGUUUAGGUAUUUGAAAUAUUAUAAAGAGAUAGGUAGUUUGGUUGUAAUUGGACUUAUAUUAUAAUUAAUAUUCUUUGUUAGACAUUCAGUAUUAUAUAUUGGAAAAAUAAUGGUAGGAGUAAAUGUUUUGACCUCUUUAUUUGAUUUAAGUUCAGGAAUAAUAUUACUUUUGUCUUGUUUCAUGGAAUUAACUUUCAUAGAAUUCAAUGAAACACAGCAAUCUUUUAGCUCGACAAAAAGAACAAUUUUGUUAAUAAUCUCUAUAAUAAUAAUUGUUAUAUCUUUAUAUGGAUUUUGGAUGACAUAUCUUCAAUACUAAACCAUAGAGCCAUUAUAAGAGCAACUAGAGAAGGAGACCAAAGUUGUUCCAGUAAUUUCAUUACGCCAAGCUGUAGCUAGAAAGUUCUCUAAGAAUUUCAUAGGUGAACUCACACCAAAUAAUGGGAAAAUGAAUAGACAAACAAGAGGAGAUUCAACAUCAGAUUAAUCUUAACCAUUAUAAAUAAUAUAAGUAUAAGAUUAUUAAUAUAUUUAAAGUCAAAACAAUAAAAUUAAGAAGAAUUUCAUGAACCUUAUUCCAAUCAAAGAAGUGAGAAACUUAUAAAAGUAUCUGAAAAUUUGACUCCAUAUAAUGAUUAUUACACUUCCUCGACUAAUACAAUAAGACUUCCUCAAUAAACAGAUGAUAUACAGACUUUAAGAAAGUAAAGAACUCCAAGAUCUACUUUUAGUAAAUAAUAAUAAGAAGGUUGA